UUGUUGAUUUUCAGGACAUUCUGGUGUGUGUCCUCAUUCUUUCCUCCAUGGCGGUAAGUAAAUAAGUUCGGCACACAAACUUUCAACCUUGUAGUAAUGGCAGACAGCUACAAAUGUUACUUGGAAGAAGACGCCUAUAAUCUUUACUUCAAGGCAUUAGAAAUGUAGUGCUCUGUCAGUGGAGGCGAUAUUGGGAUCUUCACUAUUUUGAUAGUCGCUAUAUCCUCUGGUACUCGCUAUUGCUCCAGGAUUGUUCAGAAAGAAAAACAACCAAGGAGUACCCAGAGUACCUCAAAGAGGAAGACGGAGACCCCAUGCUCAACUAAAUUAAGAACAGCAACAGAAAACAGAGAAACAAUGGCCAGGCAGGAUUUCAUCAUUCUGGGACCUCUUCUAUCUUACAGGGAACCCAUGCAGACACAGCCCAGCCUCCAAGAAACAGGCACCGGUGCAGCAAACGGUUUACUCCGCACGAAGAAAGGGGCAACAGACACUUACGUGUUGGAGUCAUCACGUUCCAGCCCCUCGGAUCCACAACUCCAGGAAAUGCAGCUCUCCACGGAGUCCAGUGGUCAGCUCAAGAGAGUAAAAUCGGAACCGCCUGAUGCUGCGUGUCUAUUAGAAGAGGACCGGGUCCAGCACUGCAGCGUGUCUCUAUCAGGAAGUGGGGCGACUCCUGGGAUGUGUCACAUUAAAGAAGAACCUCGUGAUGAUGAUGAACAACCGAUCACAGUGGUGAAAACGGAGCCUUACAAUGUUGCACUCUUGGCAGGGCAGGAGCAAACGGAGCACAAAGUCCAGCAACAGCACUGCGGAGAGUCCGCAUCCCAAGGUGAUAAUUAUGGAGCAAGUGAAAGCACUGAAGCACCUCAUCCCAAGGACCAGCCCAGAGGCACUUCUCAUCAAGCAUCCUCAGGUUGCACUUCUUCGAGCUCACCACUCAAGAUCACUGUAGCAAUGGAUGAAACGCGAUUUGACAACAGUUCAGUAGCCCCUACGAACGAUCCACCCACAGAGCAACCUUCAGACCAGACCAAGGAUUGGGAGGCAGGCAAAUCGACGGCGUUCGCCCAUGAGAAAGACAGGUUGUACAAGUGCACUGUUUGUUUGUCUACAUGCAUUGACAUUCACGACUUGGAAGUUCACCUCAAAGCUCACAAAAUGAAGCCAUUUACCUGCAACACAUGUUCCAUGACAUUCUGUGAUGCGUCUGCUCUUCGAGUGCACGCAAAAAGUCACACAGGAGAAGUGUCACACAAGUACGCAGCAUGUGCACUUGCAUGUGCAUCGAGUACGUCGAAGAGCAGUCAUGGCCCUGCAGAGUUCAGCCAACGCACAAGUCCGUCACUUCGCAACAGAACAUACACUGGCGAGAAGCAAUACAAGUGCAAUCUCUGUCCUGCGGAGUACAACCAGAGCACAAGUCUGUUGCGCCACAUGCGAUUGCACACGGGCGAGAAGCCAUAUAAGUGUGAUCUCUGCUGUGCAGAGUUCAGUGAGAGCACGAAGCUGCGGCAUCAUAAGCGAGCACACACGGGUGAGAGGCCCUAUAAGUGUGAUCUCUGUCCUGCAGAGUUCAGCUAUAGCACGAGCCUGUUGUAUCACAAGCGGAAACACACGGGCGAAAAGCCCUACAAGUGUGACCUCUGUCCUGCAGAGUUCAGCAAUAGCACGAGCAUGGCGUAUCACAAGCGAAAACACAGUGGCGAGAGGCCCUAUAAGUGCGACCUCUGUCCUGCAGAGUUCAGCCAGAGCACAAGCCUGUUGCGUCACAAGCGGACACACACGGGCGAGAAGCCAUACAAGUGUGAUGUCUGCCCUGCAGAGUUCACCCAGAGCACAAGCUUGUCACGCCACAAGCGAACACACACAGGCGAGAAACCAUUCAAGUGCGAUCUGUGUCCUGCGGAGUACAGCCAGAGCAUCAGUCUGCACAAUCACAAGUGGACACACCUGCGUAAGAAGCCACAGACAUGCGUCAUCUGCCCUACAGGGUCCACAGCCACAACUUGCGGCAUCACAAGUGGGCAGACAUGAUCAAGGAGUCGUGCAAGUAUGACCUCUGUCCUGCUGAGUUCCGCAAGAGCACCAGUCUACAGAAUCACAAGUGGACACACCUGCGUGAAAAGCCACAGACGUGCGUCCUCUGCGCUACGGGCCCACAGCCACAACUUGAGGUGUCACAAGUGGACAGACAUGAUCAAGGAGUCGUACAAGUAUGAUCUCUGUCCUACUGAGUUCAGCAAGAGCACCAGUCUACACAAUCACAAGUGGACACACCUGCGUGAAAAGUCACAGACGUGCGUCCUCUGCGCUACGGGCCCACAGCCACAACUUGAGGUGUCACAAGUGGACAGACAUGAUCAAGGAGUCGUACAAGUAUGAUCUCUGUCCUACUGAGUUCAGCAAGAGCACCUGUCUACACAAUCACAAGUGAACACACCUGCGUCAGAAGUCACAGACGUGCGUCAUCUGCCCUACAGGGUCCACAGCCACAACUUGCGGUGUCACAAGUGGACAGACAUGCGUGAGAAGCCACAAACAUGUGGCCCCUGUCCUGCAGGACCCGCAGCAACAACUUGCGGUGUCACAAAGGGACACACAAGUGAGGAGCCAUAUCGGUGCGAUCUGUCCUGCGGAGUUCAACCAGAGCACCAUUCUGCACAAUCACAAGUAGACACACAUGCAUGGGAAGCCACAAACAUACGAACCUUGUCCUGCAGAACCCACAGCAACAAUUUGCGGUGUCACAAGCGGACACACGAGUGAGGAGCCUUACCAGUGCGAUCUCUGUUCUGCGGAGUUCGACCAGAGCACCAUUCUGUACAAUCACAAGUAGACACACAUGCAAGGGAAGCCACAAACAUGCGACCCUUGUCCUGCAGGACAACAGCAACAACUUGCGGUGUCACAAGCAUACACACCAGUGAGGAGCCAUACCAGUGCGAUCUCUGUCCUGUGGAGUUCAACGAGGGCACCAUUCUGCACAAUCAGAAAUCGAAAUUCUUGGUUUUGUACAGCUUAGAUAUAUCUAGGGCCUGAUUUUUUGUGAUAUUAUUUUUCAGCAAAAUCGGGGUUAAAUAUCGGGUUAAAUUUUUGCUCGAAAAUUCGUGUACAAUCAGGUUAAAACGUUUGCUGCCAUAGCGAAGUUUGGGUGUAAACGUGCAAAACUUUUAUGCAACGUUUAUAAACGUUUUUGCAAUAUGCAUAAUUCCUUUCAUAAUACUUACAAGAGAAGUUAUUUGAGGAUGUAAUAAAUAUGGCAAAGUUUGA
Messenger RNA from Ornithodoros turicata, 3273 nucleotides. Its product is annotated as zinc finger protein ZFP2-like. The transcript has 5 exons. NCBI's taxonomy places the organism in Eukaryota, Metazoa, Arthropoda, Arachnida, Ixodida, Argasidae. Gene Ontology annotation, molecular function: DNA-binding transcription factor activity, RNA polymerase II-specific; RNA polymerase II cis-regulatory region sequence-specific DNA binding. Gene Ontology annotation, biological process: regulation of transcription by RNA polymerase II. The coding region runs from base 358 to 2037 and encodes 559 amino acids. The record is from RefSeq and is a predicted model, not a curated record.